This is a messenger RNA of Helianthus annuus (common sunflower), 1443 nucleotides long. RefSeq lists its product as uncharacterized. Bases 1 to 1443 code for a protein of 480 amino acids. Gene Ontology annotation, molecular function: RNA binding. The transcript has a single exon. The record is from RefSeq and is a predicted model, not a curated record. NCBI's taxonomy places the organism in Eukaryota, Viridiplantae, Streptophyta, Magnoliopsida, Asterales, Asteraceae.
AUGGAGUUUGUUUCGGGUAGGGAAGUUGAGGAUGAUGGUGGUGAUGGUCCUUGGACGGAUGUGAAUUACAAUAAACAGAAGAAAGUUCGUGGAAAUGGCGUGGAGCUGACAUUUAUUGUGCAAAAUUUGUCGGAUCGUGCGUCCAGAACAAUACUGAAGAAGGCUUUUCAACCUUUCGGGUUCGUUUCAGACGUAUAUGUGGCUCGUAAGAAAGACAAAAGAGGUAACUACUUUGGUUUCGUUCGUUUCGUGGGUAUUGAGAAUGUUGACUCUGCGUUGGAAGUCAUGAACACGGUGAUUAUUCUCGAGGCCAAGGUAUCGGUUUCUUUGGCUAAAUACGACAAAAAUCAUAAGAAAUUUAUUUAUACUUCAAAGGUUGUUGGGGACAAAGUCUGGAGACAAAAGGUACCUUCUAAUACUGCUCCUCCGAAUAAUAAUGGUUAUGAUUUCCGGGGGGCAACGGUGCAGGACGGGAAAUCAUUUGCGAGUUUAUUUCAAAGUGGAGGUCUAGAAAGUAAUUCCGGUUCUUUCUCUGGAGCUAAAACGCUAUCUAUACCUAUCAAAGGAGCUAAGUAUCCAUUACAUUGUAUCAGUCGGUCUAUACACGGUGUGGCUCAUGAUGUAGAGGUUCUUAACAACUUGAAUAGUGCUCUCAAGAAGGAGGGUCUGUGUAAUUUCGGCUUGUCUUACAUUGGUGGCCUUAGUGUACUGCUUACCCUUGGGUCUCCUGAAUUGGUUAAAGAUGUCAUGAUAAGUCAUUCGGUGAGCCUAUCUAAAGUUUUUAGCAGAUUUCAUGUCUGGAAGGGUGAAGACCUCCCGUUGGAUAGAAUUGUAUAUCUCCGUAUUUCUGGGGUCCCGGUCCAUUUAAGGGAUAAUGCAGUAUACGAUGAUAUCGGUGGCCUUUUCGGUAAAGUCGUGCAGGGAUCAUCUUUCUCCUGGACUGAUUCUGAUAAUUCGGAAUGUUCGGUAUUAGUCCUUGUUCCUCUGGGAAAAAGAAUUGAGGAAUCAAUUGUUAUUACAUGGGAGCAAAGGAGGUUCGUUGUCUGGGUAGUAGAAGACGUGGAUGCUUGGAGGCCGGAUGGGGAUGAUGAUGCCACAGUGGGUAAUCUAGACAACGAUCCGAUGGGGGAUGAAGUCGGCCAAUCGGCUGCUAGAAAAGAGGAGGAUCAGAAUAUGGUGGAUGAGGUUGAGGACGGAGAAUUUCGAUCACCGGAAGCAAAUGUUCCUUCGCCGGAGAAGGUAGACAGACCGUCACCUGUAGGUCAAGAUGAAAACCACGUGGAACCCCAAAAGAUCUCGGGCCAUGAAAACUCUCCGAGUUUCGAAAAGUUGGAUAAUGAACAGUUUCUACACGAGGAGCAUGGGGGAGUGCAUGGGGAUGGGUCUAAUCCAAGGAAUCUAAAUAUAAUAAUGAGGGGUAUAAUGUUAUGGAGGCUGGAAUAG